AUGACGCAACAGACACCUGUGAGAAAGGUUUGUGUCUUUUGUGGAUCCUCGUUUGGUGAUGAUCCUUGCUUUGCCAAAGAGGCAUCGGAGCUUGGUUCCUUAUUAGCAGAAGAAAACAAUGGAUUAGUUUAUGGAGGAGGAACAACCGGUCUUAUGGGAUGUGUGGCUAAGGCUGUGGCUGAUGCAGGGCAAUACGUUCAUGGAAUAAUACCAGAGGCGUUGGUGUCAAAAGAGAGAAAGAAGCCUGGAGAUAUCGAAAAGAUUAACGAUGAGCUUAAGGACUCUGUUGAAAAUCAUGACGGUACAACUCCUUUAGAUGAUAGUUACGGUGUCACAACGGUUGUUACAGAUAUGCAUACCAGGAAAGAACUGAUGGCCCAGGAAGCUGAUUGCUUUGUUGCCUUACCUGGUGGCUUUGGCACACUUGAAGAGUUAAUGGAGAUUACAACCGGGUCACAGUUGGGCAUCCAUGCCAAGCCCAUCGUUUUACUGAAUAUCAACCACUUUUACGAUGAGUUUAUAGAAUUUGUCAGAGGAUGUAUCAAGAGAGGUUUUAUAUCCAAGGAAAAUGGUGAAAUUGUAUCAAUUGCCACCUCACCAAUGGAAGUGAUUGAAUGUUUAAAUAACUACAAAGCCCCUAAUGGAAGGUUCCAUUUGGAUUGGAGUAAUAAAUAA
Messenger RNA from Brettanomyces bruxellensis, 675 nucleotides. RefSeq lists its product as uncharacterized. Lineage: Eukaryota; Fungi; Ascomycota; Pichiomycetes; Pichiales; Pichiaceae. The transcript has a single exon. Gene Ontology annotation, biological process: cytokinin biosynthetic process. The record is from RefSeq and is a predicted model, not a curated record. Gene Ontology annotation, cellular component: cytosol. Gene Ontology annotation, molecular function: hydrolase activity, hydrolyzing N-glycosyl compounds. Bases 1 to 675 code for a protein of 224 amino acids.